AUUCAGAUUUGCAGCGACAGUAGUUCUAGGGUUGACACGAGCGAGGGCGAGUCGGGUAUAAAAACCAUCGGCUAAGCGGUUGAAUGGUGUCAGUUGUUCUUCAACUGUGGUCCAGUUCUCAUUCUCCCAGUUGAACAAUGAAGAUUUGGUUGGUCGUCGCUGUUUUGGCUGUUGCAUUAGCUUCGGCUAAUGUCGCCCAAGUAGCCGCCGAAGCUGCUGCGGAUGUGACCGCUGCCGUUUAUGUGUCUCAAGAAGAUGAUGACGCUAAUAACGAAACCACCGAAACUUACAAGAACACGGAAAAGGAUGACGAUGAUUACAAGGCUCAUUUCCAUCAGGAAGUACAAAAGAGUAGAGAUUCCUGGGAAUCGUCUGAGGAUACCCAGGAAAAGAAGGCCGGACACACUGAAAUCCCGACCUGCAAACCGAUUUACAUUUACCUUCCAGCACCAGCUCCAGCUGUUACACCUGCAGUGUACGUUCCUCCAAAGUACGUCCCUCCCACGACCGCAGCCCCCGUCUACGUUGCACCGACCACCGCGGCACCAGUUUACGUAAGACCAACGACCGCAGCGCCCGUCUACGUUGCACCUACAACUGCAGCACCAGUCUACGUUGCUCCCAAGACCCCUGCUCCAGUCUAUGUUGCUCCCAAGACCCCUGCUCCAGUCUACGUCGCUCCAAAGACCCCUGCUCCCGCAUACGUAGCUCCCGCAUACGUGGCUCCUGCUUAUACAUCAGUGGAGGUGAAAACUACGGAGAAGAAAUACGGCUCCGUCCGAGCACCAGGUUACAACUUGGGUUACGCAAAAACUGAAACCAGCGUACCGGGAACAGUUGAGGUUAAAACCAACUACAAAGCGGCCGAAUACCCCAAGUACCCUGAAUAUGUUGCACCAACCACUGCAGCCCCUGUCUACGUUAAGCCAACAACAGCUGCUCCAGUCUACGUUGCACCCAAAACAUCGGCUCCAGUGUACGUUGCACCUAAAACCGAGGCUCCAGUCUACGUUGCUCCGGCAACCAAAGCCCCAGUCUACAUUGCUCCAGCACCUAAGGCUGCAGUGUACGUUGCCCCGAAAACCGAGGCUCCAGUCUACGUUGCACCUACCACUGCUGCUCCAGUUUACGUCAAACCAACAACUGCUGCCCCGGUUUACGUUGCCCCAAAAACUGAAGCUCCUUCUUAUGUAGCACCUGCCUACGUUGCCUCUACCUAUGAAAUCAAAACUCCAGGAAAGAAGUACGGAUCCGUCCGAGCUCCGGGAUACGUUUUGGGCUACGCCAAGACAGAAACCAGCGUUCCAGGCACUGUUGAGAUCAAGACCAACUACAAAUCGGUUACGGUUGAAAAACCCAAGUACCAGUCUACGUUGCCCCGACUACCGCAGCCCCAGUUUACGUCGCCCCUAAAACCUCUGCUCCGGUUUACGUCGCCCCGACCACAGCAGCCCCAGUCUACGUUAAGCCGACGACUGCUGCUCCCGUCUAUGUUGCUCCAGCAUACAAAGCCCCGGUUUACGUUGCCCCGAAAACCGAGGCCCCAGUCUACGUUCAAGCCAACAACAGCCGCCCCAGUUUACGUUGCGCCAGCCACUAAAGCUCCAGCCUACGUAGCCCCUGCUUACGAGUCAGUUGAAAUCAAAACUGUAGGAAAGAAGUACGGAUCAGUCCGAGCUCCGGGAUACGUUUUGGGCUACGCCAAAACCGAGACCAGCGUUCCAGGCACCGUUGAGAUCAAGACCAACUACAAAUCGGUCACCGUUGAACAACCCAAAUAUGUUCCAGCCAAGUACCCUGAAUACGUCGCCCCAACUACUGCAGCCCCCGUAUACGUAGCACCGGCAACUAAAGCCCCGGUUUACGUUGCCCCGAAAACCUCUGCUCCAGUUUACGUUGCCCCGACCACCGCAGCUCCAGUCUACGUUGCCCCCAAAACUGCCGCACCCGUUUACGUUGCACCCAAAACUGAAGCUCCUGCCUACGUAGCGCCUGCGUACGUGGCUCCUUCUUAUUCGUCCGUGGAACUGAAAACCGCAGAAAAGAAGUACGGAUCCGUCCGUGCCCCAGGUUACAACUUGGGUUACGCCAAGACUGAAACCACUAUUCCAGGCACCGUUGAGAUCAAGACCAACUACAAAUCGGUCACUGUUGAACAACCAAAGUACGUUCCAGCCACACCUGCCCCUUACAAACCCACUGAGGCUCCCAAGUACCCAGUCUACGUUGCCCCGAAAACCGAGGCUCCAGUCUACGUUGCCCCGACCACUGCCGCACCGGUGUACGUCAAACCAACAACCGCAGCUCCAGUCUACGUUGCGCCCAAAACUAAAGCACCCGCUUAUGUAGCCCCUGCCUACGUGGCUCCUGCCUAUGAAUCGGUUGAAAUCAAAACUCCAGGUAAGAAAUACGGAUCCGUCCGAGCUCCGGGAUACGUUUUGGGUUACGCCAAAACCGAGACCAGCGUUCCAGGCACCGUUGAAAUCAAGUCCAACUACAAGUCGGUCACCGUUGAACAACCCAAAUAUGUUCCAGCCAAGUACCCUGAAUAUGUGGCACCAACCACCGCAGCUCCCGUCUACGUUGCACCGAAAACCGAAGCUCCAGUUUACGUCAAACCAACCACCGCAGCUCCAGUCUACGUUGCACCUAAAACCGAAGCACCCGCUUAUGUUGCCCCUGCCUACGUGGCUCCUUCCUAUUCAUCCGUCGAAGUGAAAACUCCAGGAAAGAAGUACGGAUCAGUCCGCGCUCCAGGCUACAAUUUAGGUUACGCCAAAACCGAGACCAGCGUUCCAGGCACCGUCGAGAUCAAGACCAACUACAGAUCGGCCACCGUUGAGCAACCCAAAUACGUUCCAGCUGCACCUGCCCCAUACAAGCCGACUGAGGCUCCUAAAUACCCAGUUUACGUCGCACCGAAAACCGAAGCCCCGGCUUACGUUGCACCGACGACAGCUGCGCCCGUCUAUGUUGCUCCCAAAACCAAAACCAAAGCCCCCGCUUAUGUUGCCCCCGCCUACGUAGCUCCCUCAUACACAUCCGUCGAGGUUAAAACUCCAGGAAAGAAGUACGGAUCAGUCCGAGCUCCCGGGUACAACUUGGGUUACGCCAAGACGGAGACAUCCGUUCCAGGCACUGUUGAGAUCAAGACCAACUACAAGCCAGCUGCAGUUGAGGAAACCAAAUACGUUGCACCGGUUGCAUGGGUAGACAAAUAUGUUCCAGUAGCACCGACGACAGCUGCUCCAGUCUACGUUAAACCAACGACAGCAGCCCCAGUUUACGUUGCUCCUAAGACCGAAGUACCUGCUUACGUAGCUCCUGCGUACGUCGCACCAUCUUACGAAUCGAUUGAGAUGAAAACUCCAGGUAAGAAAUACGGAUCAGUCCGAGCUCCGGGUUACGUUUUGGGUUACGCCAAGACCGAGACCAGCGUUCCAGGCACCGUUGAAAUCAAGACCAACUACAAGUCGGUCACCGUUGAACAACCCAAAUACGUUCCAGUCACCCCUGCCCCAUACAAACCGGUUGAAUACCCCAAGUACCCAGUCUACGUUGCACCGACCACCGAAGCCCCGGUUUACGUUGCACCGAAAACAUCAGCUCCAGUCUACGUUGCCCCGAAAACAUCAGCUCCAGUCUAUGCCCCUUCAAUUGAAAUUAAAAGUCCAGGAAAGAAAUACGGCUCCGUACGAGCUGUUGGAUACAACUUGGGAUACGCCAGAACGGAAACCAGCACAGCUUAAAUAAUAAUUUAAAAAAAAAGAAAGAAAAGAAAAAGAAAAACUUGUUCAAACCAAAUUUCGAAAUUCACCAGUAAUUGAAUGAUCUUUGGUCGACGGUUUAGAAUGAUGUCGAAAUAUGUAUUUAUGACAUAUAGCUCUUUAUUAUUCGACGGAUUUCUAAAGAAUGACAUGAUCUUUGUUUUGGUGGUUGAAUGUGAGCUUUAAUGUGAAGGGUUCUAUUAGUGGUGUUCUAUAGCUAAAUUUAUUGUGAUGCUCCUCAAAAAAAAAGCCAUGCUUAUAUCGGUCCAAUUUAUGAAUGAAUACAAUGAUUACAAAUGA
Daphnia magna is the source of this 4067-nucleotide messenger RNA. RefSeq names its product adhesive plaque matrix protein. NCBI's taxonomy places the organism in Eukaryota, Metazoa, Arthropoda, Branchiopoda, Diplostraca, Daphniidae. The transcript is spliced from 5 exons. Gene Ontology annotation, biological process: negative regulation of protein sumoylation. Gene Ontology annotation, molecular function: calcium ion binding. The record is from RefSeq and is a predicted model, not a curated record. The coding region runs from base 138 to 3749 and encodes 1203 amino acids.